CGGCUCUAGGCCACUCAAUACGGUUCGUUCAUGUGUCGUGUAGUUUAGUUCUUGAUUGGCUGUCAUUUGACAUUGUUGCGUCAAAAUUACUUACUCUGCGGAAUGAUUUUAAUGUGAAAAUAAAAUUUGUGUUUAUAAAAGAUUGCUUGUGUGCGAAUAAACAAAUGAAGGCAUAAAUAGCAAGGAUUGAAGUAAACAAAAGUGAAGUGUAAAUUUCUUCGCAAUUAAAAUUGGCAGUAAAAUUGCAAAAGCGGCUUACAAGAAAUAAAAAAAAAAAAUUAAUAAAUAAAAAAUAGCAUAAACCAGUUAAGUGAAUUAUUUGCUUUCGAAGUUUAAUAAAGAUUAGUGAGUGCAAACUUAAAAAUAACCAAAUACUAAACAAAAUUAAAUGAAUUAAAGUGUGUAAUUUAUACAAUAAUUGCUUCAAAAGAAAUUAACAUAUUUUGGUGUUAAAAGAAAAAUAUUUGCAGUUUCUAUCUAAAAUAUUUGCAGCAAUACUAUUUUGGAAACCGCGUUUAAAAGGAAUUUUCAAAGAGAAGGUGACCAAAUUCCUACAACAAUAUUUAAUACUCUAAACUACACUAAAGCAUUUACGAAACUCAACGCCAAAAAACUAUUCGAAGUGAAUUUUAUUGACAAACAAACAACAUAAAUACUUCAAAAUUUUAAUGAGCGAAGAUAAACGAAAAAGAAUUUCGUUUGAGUAGGAGGAAAUUAUACAACUUUUUUAAAGCAUAAAAACGGCAAAACAAAAAAAAAUAAACAAAAACCAUUUCAAUAAAACCAGCCAAGUAGAAGUGUGAGCCGUUCAACGAUUUUGAUUCGACAACAACAGCAUUGAACAAAGUAGCGGAACAUUCGGAAUUCAACUGAGAAAAAAAUAAGCAGUGAAUGGCCAACAGGCAUCAAUCACAAUCAAAAACGCAAAACCAGCAACAACAAGCGCGACAUACAUAAAAUGUGUUCCAAAAAUCAAAUGAGUGUUCUCAUGGAGAAAUUGAAUACGGUAUGUAUUUGAAAACUGCACGUUUGGCCGUAUUAUUGUAUCUACGUUACGAUAUUUUUGAUUCGUAUGAAAACAAAGAUGCGGCUUAUGAUAUUUUCAUUAAUGUAAAACAGAUAUAAGAAACCAUUACGUUCUCACUCUCUGACAUCGAACAUCCAGCUUUUGUGACAACAGCAAACAGCUUCUUAAGAAUUUUUCGUUAUACAUAACUGAGAAAAGAGCAUAAGCUAUCCAAAAAAACCAAGCUUACCAAGAUGUCAUCAUCAAAAUUUUUGGUCAACGGACCACGCCCACUAGUCUUAUGUGGCCCAUCUGGAUCGGGAAAGAGCACUUUGCUGAAGCGGCUUUUCGAUGAGUUUCCUUAUACGUUCGGUUUCAGCAUAUCGCAUACCACUCGCGCACCACGCGCCAAUGAACUCAAUGGCGUUCACUACCAUUUCGUCGAUCAUCAAACAAUGAAAGAAAAAAUAGCAAAUGAUGAAUUUAUUGAAACUGCCGUUUUUAGUGGCAACACGUACGGCACCAGUAAGGCAGCAGUGCGUGACAUACAGCAGGCUGGCAAGGUGUGCAUACUGGAUAUCGAGCCACAAGGUGUGGAGCAAAUCAAAAAGACGGACAUGAAUCCUAUACUCGUAUUUAACAAUCCACCAACAAUAAAAGAUUUGGAGAUUCGCUUGCGUAAGCGCCAAUCGGAAACGGAGGAAACCUUACAGAAGCGUCUGGCAGCAGCUGUAGAUGAGAUAGCCUAUGGCUUGAAGGCUGGGAAUUUCCAUAAGAUUAUAAAUAACAUCGAUAUUGAUGACUCGUACAUCGAGUUCAGAGACUUCGUUGUAGAUGAGUUGAAGAAGCAAGAAGCCAAAGGCGUCACUAUUCGUUGGGAACAAUAAAUAUAUAAAAUAUACUAAAAAAUACACUUUUAAAUUUGUCGUUGCUUGUACAAGAUAAGAAUAUUUGUAUCUAUUGAAGAGUUGAAUAAUAAAAAUGUUUAAAGAAAAUCGCUUGGUUUAAAACAAA
Messenger RNA from Anastrepha ludens (Mexican fruit fly), 2020 nucleotides. Its product is annotated as guanylate kinase. Gene Ontology annotation, cellular component: cytosol. The transcript is spliced from 7 exons. Gene Ontology annotation, biological process: purine nucleotide metabolic process. NCBI's taxonomy places the organism in Eukaryota, Metazoa, Arthropoda, Insecta, Diptera, Tephritidae. Gene Ontology annotation, molecular function: GMP kinase activity. The coding region runs from base 1261 to 1893 and encodes 210 amino acids. The record is from RefSeq and is a predicted model, not a curated record.